Messenger RNA from Fusarium musae, 810 nucleotides. RefSeq lists its product as uncharacterized. The record is from RefSeq and is a predicted model, not a curated record. The transcript has 3 exons. Bases 1 to 810 code for a protein of 269 amino acids. Lineage: Eukaryota; Fungi; Ascomycota; Sordariomycetes; Hypocreales; Nectriaceae.
AUGGAGACCAUCAGCAACCUCACCGCCGCCGCCACCAAGGCUGUUUGGGGAGACAACCAAACUGCCAACAAGGAGCCCGUCUCUGGAGUCCAGGGUGACACCAAGCACGGCGAGCCCUACGAUGCCGGCAACCUGGAAACCCCCCAACAAGAAAAGGUGGCACAAAACUUUGGCAGCCACGGUGAGGAACGCGCAACAGGCCUUGGGCAUGAAGCUCCCGUCUCUAAGCCCACCGAGACGACAAACGCUGCUUCAGCCACACCUUCAGUUCCCACACCCAACCCUCACUCAAAGGAUACCUCUGCCGGCCAGAAUGACACCCGUGACCCGGCGCAGGCGGACAAGGGCAACAAGGACCUCCACGACGUCGACGACACUUCUGAGGGCACUGACGUCAAGCUCGGAGAGGGUCCUGGACCUCAGCCUAUCGAGAAGCUUGCCAAGGAGCACGGAGGCGAUGCAGGUAAUGCUCCCGUUGAGGGAACUUCUCACAAGCCUACUGAGGUUGGCUCCGAGGGAGCUACAGAGUCAACCAAGUCCGAGAAUCAACCUCAUGACCCCAAGGAGGACGAGUAUGUCACUGCUAGCGGUUUUGCUGCCGACGGUGGUGACUUUGACGCUUCCAAGCCUGGUGCUGGACGUGAAGCUGACCGCCUGAUGGAGCAAAAGGGUAUUCAUCUUGGCGAGAGCGAAAGCUCAGAUCAUUCCAAGACCGAAUCGCACUCUAGCGGCAAGCACCACGGUUCUGAUGAGAAGAAGGACAAGCUAAGUAUCGGCGAGCGCAUCAAGGCCAAGCUCCACAAGCACUAA